AGAUAAACAAUGAGAGUGCCGUGAUCAAGAUCGGUGCCGCCAACCAGUUGCACUUAGUCGCUUCUGCUCUUGGGCCCCAGAAGACGAUCAACGAACUGAUGCCCUACAUGACGCAGGUGGUUAAAGAGGAGCCUCUGUGCAACGACGAGGAAUUUCUUUACACCAUGGCCAAGCAGUAUGCGGUGCUAUCCGACUACAUCACUGGCCAUGAGGAGCUCCUCAUCGCACCUCUCGAGCACCUCGCAGCACAGGAGGAGACGGUCAUCAGGCAGGAGGAGCACCUGGUGCCCGCAGUGCACCGGCUGGCCACGAAGAUCGAGUUCUUCACGGCGCGCGUGUCGGCCUGCGCGCUCUUGCCGACCGCCUGCAGGCACGCCAACGAGGACCAGAGGUCCGGCCUCCGGGAGGCCUACGGCAGCCUCUGCGUGGACGACACGCCGAUGGUGCGGCGCGCCGCGGCCCACAGGAUGCACGACCUCAUGUCCGUCUGCGAGAAGCAGGCCAUCCUCGGCGACAUGAUCCGAAUCUACAAGCAGCUCUCCCAAGAGGACACCCAGGACACGAUCCGCGUCUCGUGCGUCCACGCCACUCUGGUGAUCGCCCAGAAGUGCAGCCCAGAAGAGAACAUGCAGCACACGAUCCCUGUCAUCGAGGACGCGGCCGAGGACCGCUCGUGGCGCGUGCGCCUGACGGUCGCGAAGAAUUUCGACCAGCCUCCGAUGAUAUCGGCCCUUGGGCCCGAGAUCACGGCCACCCAUCUCAUGGCUCCGCUCCUCCAGCUCUUGAAGGACAGCGAGCAGGAGGUGCGCAUGGAAGCCGUGCGCGUGGUGGAGCAGUGCCUGCUACUGCCGCGCCCUCUCACCAGUGACCAGCUGCAGCAGCACAUCUUGCCUCAGUUCCAGACUCUAGGCAUCGACUCCGCGCAGCCCGUGCGCGCGGCGCUUGCGCAGGUGCUCGGACCAGUCGCCAAGGCGCUCGGGCGCGACGUCACCCAGCGACAGCUCCUCAGCCUCAUCUCUGGCCUCAUGAAGGACGAGUUCCACGAAGUACGCCUCAACAUCACCUCGCACGCCGCUCUGCUCUGCGAGGUUCUGAGCGUGGACGGGACUCCACCGUCACUCCUCGACACGAUCCAGAACCUCAUGGUGGACAACCACUGGCGCAUCCGCCAGAGAGUCGUGGAGCAGGUCCCAGUGCUUACGAAGCUAUUCGGCGUCAAAGUGUUCCAGACGAAGCUCGAAACCUUGUACUUGUCAAGUCUUCGCGACUCUGUACACUCAGUGCGCGAGGCCGCAGUGCAGUACCUCAAGGGUAUUGCUGACACACUCGGAUCACAGUGGACUGUGGAACAUUUGUUGCCCAAGCUGGUAGAGCAGUAUUCUCAGAGCACAGGCUAUGCGAAUCGUAUCACAACGCUCCACGUGCUACCGCAGGUGUCUGGCGUAAUGACUCCGGAGCAGAUCAUGCAGUUCAUUGUCCCGGUUUUGGUCAAAGCCACCAGGGACAGCGUCCCCAAUGUCCGUUUCUGCGCAUGCCGAAACAUCAUGUGGAUGCUGGAGCACCACAAUCUCGGAACAGUGGCCCUCAACACCGUGAUCAAGCCUGCGCUUCUCGAGCUCCAGCACGAUUCCGACAUCGACGUGCAGUAUUUUGCGCAGCGGGCCCUCGCUGCGGGCGGGCCUUAG
This is a messenger RNA of Prorocentrum cordatum, 1685 nucleotides long. Lineage: Eukaryota; Dinophyceae; Prorocentrales; Prorocentraceae. The record is from the annotation of a GenBank genome assembly.